UCCCUCUCUCUUCUAUCUCUCUCAUGAUUUGCAUUUGCAGAUUGCGGCUGUGUGAAUAACAAUCGCAAAUUCACACACACCAACGCGUGUUUCCGCAGCAGAAGGAGGAGAGGAUGAAUAAGCUCAACACAUCGAGCUCCGAAUUGGAUUUGGAUCGCCCUAACAUCGAGGACUAUCUCCCCUCCGGAUCCAUCCAAGAGCCCCAUGGCGAGCUCCGCUUGCGCGAUUUGCUCGAUAUUUCGCCAACUCUCACCGAGGCAGCUGGCGCCAUUGUCGACGAUUCUUUCACGAGAUGUUUCAAGUCGAAUCCCCCGGAACCAUGGAACUGGAAUAUAUACUUGUUUCCUUUGUGGUGCUUGGGAGUUGUUGUCAGAUAUAUGAUUCUGUUCCCAUUAAGGGUAAUGGUGUUGACGCUAGGAUGGAUUGUAUUCCUCUCUUGCUAUUUUCCUGUGCAUUUCCUGUUAACAGGGCAGGAGAAGUUGAGAAAAAGAUUAGAGAGAGGUCUUGUGGAGCUGAUUUGCAGUUUCUUUGUGGCAUCAUGGACUGGAGUUGUCAAGUACCAUGGUCCACGUCCUAGUAUGCGGCCUAAGCAGGUUUUUGUUGCUAACCACACAUCCAUGAUUGACUUCAUUGUUUUGGAACAAAUGACUGCAUUUGCAGUGAUUAUGCAGAAGCAUCCUGGGUGGGUCGGACUAUUGCAGAGCACUAUUCUGGAAAGUCUAGGAUGUAUCUGGUUUAACCGCUCAGAGGCCAAGGAUCGUGAAAUUGUUGCAAGAAAGCUAAGAGAACAUGUUCAUGGUGCUGAUAAUAAUCCUCUUCUUAUAUUCCCAGAAGGAACUUGUGUUAAUAAUCACUACACUGUGAUGUUUAAGAAGGGCGCAUUUGAACUUGGCUGCACUGUAUGUCCAAUCGCAGUCAAGUAUAACAAGAUUUUUGUGGAUGCCUUCUGGAACAGCCGGAAACAGUCCUUCACAACACACUUGUUACAGCUUAUGACUUCCUGGGCUGUUGUUUGUGAUGUAUGGUACCUGGAGCCUCAAAACCUGAAACCAGGGGAAACAGCAAUUGAAUUUGCCGAAAGGGUGAGGGACAUUAUUUCUGUUCGAGCAGGCCUUAAAAAGGUGCCCUGGGAUGGAUAUUUGAAAUAUUCCCGCCCAAGCCCCAAGCAUCGUGAGCAAAAGCAGCAAAGCUUCGCUGAAUCCAUUCUCCGUCGCCUGGAGGAGAAAUGAAUUGCAAAAUUAUGAUUGUGUUGUUUAUUUAUUGUCUUAUUUGGACGCAGGUUGUCAACUGUUUCAAAAAUAAUUUCUUGCUGUAAUGGUCAUGAACUGAAAUAGUGAAAUCUUUUGAUUAUUUAUAGGAUGUUGAAUACAAAGUUAAAUCAGAGGGUAAAAAACGUUGCAAUGGUA
Molecule: messenger RNA, 1406 nt
Organism: Salvia hispanica
Lineage: Eukaryota; Viridiplantae; Streptophyta; Magnoliopsida; Lamiales; Lamiaceae
Gene: GPAT9
Product: glycerol-3-phosphate acyltransferase 9
Biological process (GO): triglyceride biosynthetic process
Cellular component (GO): endoplasmic reticulum
Molecular function (GO): glycerol-3-phosphate O-acyltransferase activity
Source: RefSeq, a predicted model, not a curated record